UUUGCGACUCAUUUCGGAAAAUCCGAAUCUGAGUGUAAAUAAUUUAAAUUUAAUUUUUGUGUUUGCAGUGUGUGAACGGAAAGUGAUGGACUUAAAAUGAAAGCCCUUCAAAACUUAUUCCCCAAUAAAGAGGGAUUUAUUAUAUUUGCUUUGUACAUAAUAUUAUUUGUAUUUCAAGGUGUGUUCGUGACUGCAUCUAAGAACGCAAAUGGAGGAUAUUCGUAUAAUACAACCCUGGUGGUGUUUCUGACUGAGCUGCUCAAACUUGUGGCUUCCGCCACACUCUACUCAUAUAGACGAAAUGACAAACCACACAUUUUCCAAGCGGUGGCCUUGAACUACAAGCUACUGCUGUUGUAUUUCAUCCCGUCGCUGCUUUACUGCUUCUACAACAACUUGGCCUUCGUGAACCUCUCGCACUACGACCCGACCUCAUACUAUAUACUGCUGCAGUUCCGGGUAGUGCUCACUGCUAUACUUUUUCAGUGUCUGUUCCAAAAGAAGCUAACGUUAAUGCAAUGGGUGUCCCUGGGCAUCCUGACCCUCGGAUGCAUCCUCAAGAACUUCGACGCUGCCUCAGUCCAGUCCAAAACCGGAGAAACCGACCUCUGGUCGCAAGUAUUCAACAUCUACUUUCUAUCCAUCAACUUCCAGAAUUUCUGCUCAUGCUUAGCUGGGACUUACAACGAAUAUCUCCUAAAAACGCAGGGCGCGAGCGUAGACAUAUUUCUACAAAACGUGUUUAUGUAUCUAGACUCAGUUAUCUGUAAUUUCUUCAUACUUAUGCUUAAAGGCGAACUAGAUACGAUCUUUGACGAUUUAAGCUCGCUAGCUAAUAUUAUUGUGAUACUUAUUAUUGUAAAUAGUGCCGUUGUAGGUAUAGUGACUAGCUUUUUCUUAAAGAAUCUUAAUUCUAUAUUAAAAACUUACGCCAGUGCGCUAGAAUUGGUUAUAACAGCGGUAGUUUGUUAUUUAUUGUUCAAUAUUUUGAUCACUUGGGGCACAGUGACGUCUAUAUGUCUAGUCAGUGUAGCGGUUGGGAUGUAUAUGAAAAAUCCAGUGAAUAAUGCGAUCCUGAAUGAACCUAUGAAGGUUAAAGAUCAGAAGCCCUUGCUAGAAGAAGUCAGAACUGAAUAGUACCUUACUAGGUAUACUGUAUUUUAUAAUUCUAAAAGUGGUACGAAUUUUAAACAGUGAUAUUUAAAGCCUGACAUUUCUAGAUCUUAGUUAAGUCACACCUUUGUCAGGAUUAUGAGGGGAUUUGGCGAGUGUCAGGGUUUUUUAAAAACCCCAAAUACCCUCUAGAAGUUAGUUGGGCAGAAGAAAGGGAAGGUCGUGCUGAAGCUCUAAAUAUAUUACGCGAGUGCGCCCUUCUCACAAGUUAGUCUUAGGUUUAUUUGUAAAUAAGGCCAAGUCUCAAAUUAUGUAAAACUCAACUUAUAUAUAUUGCAAGAACUCUCCUCUCGAUACUUUUUAACCCAACGCUUUAUUAUAGGUA
Messenger RNA from Cydia strobilella, 1498 nucleotides. RefSeq names its product UDP-galactose transporter senju (gene senju). Gene Ontology annotation, cellular component: Golgi membrane. Gene Ontology annotation, molecular function: UDP-galactose transmembrane transporter activity. The record is from RefSeq and is a predicted model, not a curated record. NCBI's taxonomy places the organism in Eukaryota, Metazoa, Arthropoda, Insecta, Lepidoptera, Tortricidae. Gene Ontology annotation, biological process: pyrimidine nucleotide-sugar transmembrane transport. The transcript is spliced from 4 exons. The coding region runs from base 97 to 1137 and encodes 346 amino acids.